Morone saxatilis (striped sea-bass) is the source of this 5620-nucleotide messenger RNA. RefSeq names its product RAN binding protein 10 (gene ranbp10). Gene Ontology annotation, biological process: cell surface receptor signaling pathway; cytoskeleton organization. NCBI's taxonomy places the organism in Eukaryota, Metazoa, Chordata, Actinopteri, Moronidae. Bases 155 to 2005 code for a protein of 616 amino acids. Gene Ontology annotation, cellular component: cytoplasm. Gene Ontology annotation, molecular function: protein binding. The record is from RefSeq and is a predicted model, not a curated record. The transcript has 15 exons.
GCCUACAGUACAUUCUGCUGCUUAUCCGGGGAUGUCACACCACUGCUAUUUUCUCCCCUCAGUCCCUCUCACUCUCAGCCUACAGCUCCAGCGGACUGACACGGGGCUUUGGAUAGACACAAACGAACAAUAAGAUACCAAACAGAGGCCAGAAAUGGCAGAGCUUGGAGCGGGGAGCCUGCCGUUGGGGGAUCCUGCUUUUAAUUACCAGGAGCACGAGCUGAACGAGCGGCUGAAGCGGCUCUACCCGGCUGUGAACGAGGAAGAGACCCCUUUACCCCGAUCCUGGAGCCCCAAGGAUAAAUACAGCUACAUUGGGCUGUCACAGAACAACCUGCGGGUCCACUACAAAGGUCAUGGUAAGAACCACAAGGACGCAGCAUCAGUGCGAGCCACACACCCAAUCCCCGCUGCCUGUGGGAUCUACUACUUUGAAGUCAAGAUUGUCAGCAAAGGUCGAGAUGGGUACAUGGGUAUUGGCCUGUCUGCCCAGGGAGUCAACAUGAACAGACUGCCUGGAUGGGACAAGCACUCAUACGGUUACCAUGGAGACGACGGCCACUCCUUCUGCUCCUCCGGGACCGGCCAACCAUACGGCCCAACAUUCACCACAGGGGACGUGAUUGGCUGCUGUGUUAACCUCAUCAACAACACUUGCUUUUACACCAAAAAUGGCAUCAGUUUAGGUGUAGCCUUCACAGACCUCCCUCCCAACUUGUACCCCACUGUUGGGCUUCAAACUCCAGGUGAGAUCGUAGACGCCAACUUCGGCCAGCAGCCGUUUGUCUUCGACAUCGAGGACUACAUGAGUGAAUGGCGGGCCAAAAUCCAUGGCAUGAUUGCUCGCUUCCCCAUAGGAGAGAGGCUGGGGGAGUGGCAGGCCGUCCUGCAGAAUAUGGUGUCCAGCUACCUGGUGCAUCAUGGGUACUGUGCCACCGCAACAGCCUUCGCCAGAGCUACAGAGACCAUGAUACAAGAGGACCAGACAUCUAUAAAGAACAGACAGAGAAUACAGAAGCUGGUGCUGGCAGGACGAGUGGGGGAAGCCAUAGAAGCUACUCAACAGCUUUACCCCGGCCUGUUAGAACACAACCCCAACCUACUAUUCAUGUUGAAGUGUCGUCAGUUCGUGGAGAUGGUGAACGGUACAGACAGUGAGGUUUGCUGCUUGACCAUCCGCUCGCCCAAGUCCCAGGACAGUUACCCUGGCUCACCCAGCCUCAGCCCCCGCCACGGAGCCAGCAACACACACCUGCACACCGGAGGAGCAGACAGCCCGACCUGCAGUAACGGGGUGACUCCUACCAACAAGUCAAAGAGCCACAGCGGCGCUGGCAGUAGCAGCGUCAAAUACCCCUCCUCCGCUUCCUCCUCCACCUCCUCCUCCCCUUCCUCCGUCAACUACUCCGAGUCCAACUCCUCCGACUCCACUAAGAGCCAGCCACACAGCGCCAACAGCACCCAGGAAACCAGUGACAGUGAAAUGGAGAUCGAAACAGAGCACUAUACCAACGGGGUUGUUGAGGGCUCCUCAGCACGGAUCAUGAAUGGCACAUACAAGCACGAAGAGAUCCUUCAGCCAGACGACAACAGCAUUGGCAACGGGGUCACAGAUGAGGGUUGUAGUAAUAGCAGACAGCUUUGCGGAGGGAACCAGGCGGCUACAGAGAGGAUGAUCCAGUUUGGACGGGAGCUGCAGGCGCUCAAUGAACAGCUGUGCCGCGAGUACGGCAAGAACGCCACACAUAAGAAGAUGUUACAGGAUGCAUUUAGCCUGCUAGCAUACUCCGACCCGUGGAACUGCCCCGUUGGCCAGCAGUUAGACCCUACGCAGAGAGAAUCACUCUGCUCCGCACUCAACAGCGCCAUACUGGAGUCCCAAAAUCUGCCUAAGCAGCCUCCAUUGAUGUUAGCGCUCGGCCAGGCCACAGAGUGUGUUCAGCUCAUGGCCCGAGUCCGGUCUGGUUCCUGCUCCUUCGCCAGAGUAGACAACUUUUUGCACUAGCCCAGGUCCAGGUUAAUGUUAGUAGCACUGAGAGAAGGCAUGUCCAGCAGGUAGUUGUCAUGGCGACGGAGGAAAGAGCAUGCGUGUGAUUGGUGUGUUUGGCUGUCCGUCAGACCGAGCCAGCGGCACAGACAGAGGAGCGGAGGAGAACGAGAGAGAAGAAAGCUUCCUUUUAAUUUAGUAUUAUCAAAUAAAGAAAUGUGUGACACUAUUUAAAGAUAAUUAAUUAUUAUUCUGUUUAUCUAGCCAUUUUUAUAGUUCUUUUUUUGUCAGUUUGUUGUGCUGCUCAUCCUGGACAAAACAAAUUGUAACUCCCCUUUUUAUUUUUUCUUCUGUUUUAAUGGGUGGAUUUUGAUUCCCUGCCAUCAGUAUUUUACUCACAUUGUUGUUGUUCACCAUAUCACCGACCACAAUACCCACAUCUGGUUAUCAGAGUGACCCCCACAUCUGUAGGUCAACUUAACUUAACCUGAGGUAUAUUAACAUCUUUAUUGAGAUACAGAAGACAGCCUCUGAGCCCUUUAUUCCUCCUAAGUAUCAACUUAGAAGUGCAUUCAUGUCUUUGUAUGCGUUCCGGAUGGCGAGUUCUCAGCAUUAACACCACUGAUUGUGUGGAGCAGAUCAUUAACUCUGGUAAAGGCUGAUACCAUGCAGUAGGAAAUGCUAGAAAAUGGACUGAUGUAAGACAAAAGUGGGUCUACGGAUUAUUCCAGAAAGUUGGAAAACAAACUGUGAUGUAAUUUUUCAAGAAUAAAAUACUUUGAGCUAGAACAGGACACACACCAAAAAAACUAUACUUGAAGGGUCCCUGUAGUGGCAAACACUGCCAGUAACAAGGGAUUCAGUUGGAAUAUAUUGGAGGUGUUGGAGCCUUAAUUUUACUGUAACGACCUCUGCAUCAACCAAUCAGUCAUGUUGUUGUAGGUGGCAGAGCUCAGCCCUAGCUGCAGCUACAACACCCUGCUCUCAGGACCCAACCUAACACAAUUAUCAUGGUCACCUUGAUGCCAGCAAAGACAAAAAUCUGUAUCAAAGGCAGACUAACAAGCACCGUGUGUGUAUGGCUAAAAGUCAAGUUCCCCCUGGGGAUUUCAUUACUGCAGUCUUUUUUUGUACUUCUUCCACAGCCUGACCUGCUCUGUGCAUGUGGUGUCGCAAUUAGAAUUUCAAAUUAAAAGGUGAAAUAAUUUGCCAAACGGGAAGGUUUUUAAUUUUCAGUUGCACUUUGUGAUAAUUAAAUCACAGUUUUUCUUUCAUUUUGGACAUUUGAUUCCAAACCACUUAAACGUUGUGAAAACCAGUUGUGUGUGUUGGAAAAAGGCUUUUUUUCCUUCCACUCAGACACCUCCGUUUCUCUAACACCCAUAAGCUUGACUUGACUGUGUUCCACCUGUUAUUGGACAGUAGGACAUGGUCAAGUCAAGUUUAUUUAUAAAACCCAAAAUCACAGGUUUCCCAGUGAGUACAAACCCUUGAUGCAAAGGAAAGGUCUUUUUAUUGUUCAGGUUCGCUGCUGGCCACCAUGAAAUUUACAAAGUAACCACAUUGCUCCUGUUCAGGGGGUCUUUUUCUGGAGUCAGAUCAGUAGUGACAAAAUGACCAAUUACCACUUCCAGCCCCGAACGGCAUUAAAAACAGCUGGCAGCCACUUUGUAUGCAGCCCCAGAGUGUUCAAUAUUAAAUGAAUGAAUAAGACAUUAUGAAAUAAAUAAGCAUAUGAAUGAAAAUAAUUUAACCAGUACAUUGUAAUUUCAUUUCACAUGCUGGUCUAUUCCAAAUGCCCUUUUUCAAAAGUCUGUUUUUAUUUUAUUAUGGCCGUUUUCCUGGUGACGCUUUUCAUCACAGUGCUGUUGUCACCGAGGUUCAAUCACAGGGCCCAAAAACUGCUGCAAACAUUUAGCCAGCUUGCUUCUCAUAGCUAGUAGCUAACCGACUAGCUAGUAAGUAACUUUGAAUCAACCAGCUAGUUGCUGCUGCUCAUAAACCUUAACCAACCUUUCUUUAUAUUUAGCUUGACAAGGCUACAUAUGCUACCUACCUAGCCAGCUAACUAGCUAGGCUGGCUUGUGGGCUUGGAUUACUCAGCAUUUAAGGGAAGAACCAGUGUUGGCGGCAGCAGCUAACGUUAGUUGAUUAAUUCAGAGUGACUUUGGCAUGGUUGUGAUUCUGAGAAAGUUCCUCAGAAAAAGACACACAACUCUGUGAAGAGCUAAAGGACACAGGACACUCUUUGCUGUAGCCAAAUAGAGCUAGCUCGCUAACUGGCAGUAUUUAUGUUCCCAGGGUCCUUUGUACCCAGUUCUAGGGAUUAUGGUCAGGGGGUUAGGGAACUAAGGAGCUUGGGAACAUAGAUAUGCUCCCACUGGCAGUUCAUGGGGGCUGAGUUGAGUUUUGAUUCCUUUACAUAUUUCAUCUGUACGACAGAUUAUUCAUUUCAUAAUGUCUUGUUUAUUUAUUAUUGUAACUAAGAUAGCAUUAUUCACAUUGGACCUUUCUUUCAGAAGCACAAAUGUAAUAUUGCCAUUUUAUCCCCCAACACCAUUAUCAUUCAGAAGUGUUGUUGUUUUUUGAGGAAGUGGGGGAGUCAAGAUCAUCAUCAUCAUCAUCAUUAGCUUUCUGUCUCUGUAUCUAAACAGGUGAUUGUUCAUGGCAAAACUAUAAAUCCUACUCCACUGUAUGUUUUUUCCAUAUGCAUCAAUAAUUGGAUUGAUUUUGAUCAUCACCACCCCUUUAGCUUUAUCUGAAACAUUCUUUUGUUUUCUACCAAAUAGCAGUGACUGAAUAUUGACUGAAUAGUGGCACGCUGUCACUCCUGCUGCUUUGUUGUGACCUGGCAAAUGGCUUGUGGAUCCACCCUGAAGUGUAUAUUUCCAUUUAUAAGAGCAUUUUAAGUCUAUGGUAGAGACAUAUGGAAUAAUAUAAUUCUGGAGAUGUGUAUAUGCAGUGUGGGGUUUACUACAGGGUAUGUGGUCUAACUUUUUACCAAGCUGGUUUUUAUAAAGACCUUCUGCUAUAAUAGGAACUAUUCUUAAAACCACACAUGCAGUACACACUCACGGCAACUGCUUCUACAGCUGUAAAGGACUUCUGUUACACACACACACACACACACACACACACACACACACACACACACCUGUAUGUGAAAGAACAACCUCUGUUGCAUACCUGUAGGGAACGAGUCUCCCAGCUGUCCUUUGUGUUUUGAGCCUGGGCUGCGUCUCAGUGCUGUUACCACGCACCCUUCCUCUAAUCCCUGCAUAGACAUAGCCACUGAUGUGAUCAGUGAUUGUUAUAAGGAAAGGACGGAUUGUUUUGGAAAUGGGCCCGAGGCCUCUGAAGCCACAUGAACUUCUUCCGGAGAGUCCGGAGAAAUGGAUUUAGGCAUCGCAAACAAGCUGUGCACAAUUGACUUCUAUCAUAAUUUUAAUUUCAUAUUUUGAUUUUUGAGUUUUAGCAAAAAAUAAAAUAAAAUAAAAAAAACAAUUGUGAAUUGAGUUACCCUCUACUUAGCAUGACUUUUAAAGCCUUUAAAAUGAUAUUAAAAAAAAAGGAAAAAUGAUAAUUGAAAAAAAAAAACCUAUGUACUGGAAACAUGUUAAAAAAGAAAUAUUG